Molecule: messenger RNA, 627 nt
Organism: Alternaria ethzedia
Lineage: Eukaryota; Fungi; Ascomycota; Dothideomycetes; Pleosporales; Pleosporaceae
Exons: 1
Coding region: 1-627 (208 amino acids)
Biological process (GO): exon-exon junction complex disassembly
Cellular component (GO): exon-exon junction complex; cytoplasm
Molecular function (GO): RNA binding
Source: RefSeq, a predicted model, not a curated record
AUGCCUUCAGUAGAGACUCCCGCAAUCUCCAAAGCCGGCAUCACCACGUCCGCAUCCGGCGAACGCCAUAUUCCCGCAUCCGUCCGUCCCGACGGCACCCUGCGCAAAGAAAUCCGAGUCCGCCCAGGCUACCGCCCACCCGAAGAUGUCGAACUCUACAAGAAUCGCACUGCUGAGGGCUUCCGCAACAGAGGAAAGGCGGGUGUGCCAGGUGCCGAGGCGGUGAAGAAUGAGGAUACAACCAGCAUAUCGAGUCCAGCUGCGAAUAAGAACGCCAAGCGGAGGGAAGCUAGAAAGAAGGCAGCCGCCGCUGCGGGUGAUGGGAAAGAUGAGGACAAGGAAGCUUCUGCUGAGCCCAAAGAAGCAGGCAAACCGGCUGAGAUUAAAGAGAAGGAGGUCGCGAAGCCCGAGGCUGAGAAGGUUGUCGACCCUGAGGUUGAGAAGGAAAAGGAAGCGAAGAAGCUCACCAAGAAGCUGAGGCAGGCCAGGGAUUUAAAGGACAAGAAGGACAAGGGCGACAAGCUGCUACCGGAGCAGUUCGAGAAGGUCAUCAAGAUCAACGAGCUCAUACGCCAACUAGAGGGCCUCGGCUUCGAUGCGCAGGGAGAGAAGAAGGGAGAGACUUGA